UUCCUAAAUCAGGAUAGAGUACAACAGGCAAGUGAUGUCACAAGAUUGACAUCAGCAGAAGAUCUUCUAAGGUGACAGUGCCAUCUGUUCAUAAUAUUAUGAUACAAUCUUGUUAGCUCACUUGAACCAAUGGCUUGAGGUGAGCUUCUCUGAUAGAAUUUUAUGUCAUGUUGUCUUUGUCAUGGUAGUUUUUUUUUUCUUUUUUCUUUUUCUUUAAAUUCUUCUCCAGAACCAUAUGGUCAAUUUAAACAAACUUUGUGCAUAGUAUCCUUAGGUAAAGGGCAUUCAAAUGAAGGGUCAUACUGUUUACCAAGCUUUAAGUUUUACAUUAGAAUAGAUAAAUAUAAAAUUUGAAAAUCUUUCCCAAGAACAAGGGUUCAAUUUGUUUGAGCAACCUCAUGUAAUGUAGAUUGUAGUUUGUUCAAAUCAUGUCCCCAAGGCCUUGGGCAGGGCCAUACUAGGGGGUUUAAUAUUUUAUGUAGGAAAAUUUAGAAUAUUUUAAAGUAAACUGUUCUUUUUAAAAAUCACCGGGAUUAUACCGUUUAAUGUCAUGUAGUGCACAUCCCAUUCAACAGAGUGGGUCCAUGAUGGUGAUUUAAAGGCUUUAAUCCUUGUAUCAGCAAGGUAACUCAGGUGAGCAGUGUGGCCCAUUGAACAAUUGUAUUAGUAAUAAAUAUGUACACACGAGCAGAAGUUAAUUGUCAGAUUACAGAGAAAAGAUUCAUAUUUUAUUCUAUAGUACAAGUUUUAAUGACUGAAAUUUAUUGAAUUUCAAAGAGCUUUAGGUGACUUUACAGUAUGUCUGCUCUGCUAGAAGUAUUAAGUAAGCAAAGACGAGCACCCCUUCAUUCACAUGUUUUUUGUUAUUCAUAUUCAAUUUGUUAUAAACUGAGCAAGGUGUUGCCAGGAUUUUAUGUGCUUUUAAGGUUUUUAGUGGUACAUGUCAUUUUUAAUCGAUUGUGACUUGCAGUAGUUUUAUUUCAGAAUAUUAAAUAUAAAAAAAAUUGUGAAAAAUAAUACUGCAAGAUGAUAAACAAUUGGAAGCAAGCCAGAUCUCUUAAGGAGGUAUUCUACGCCAGGGAAAUUUGAUAUGGAUGAACAGUGGAGGAUGUGUACAACAAAAUUUUGAAAAUGAAAACUUUCAAAUUUACUUUAUUUAGUCAAAAAGUACAGUUUUAGUUGAAAACAAUCUGAGAAAAAUUUAAAACCCUGCUGGACUCGAACACGUGAUCUACAGUUCAGCAGUCAACGUGCUAACCUACUGAGCUACUCAGCUAGGCAAGAAUAUUUUAAAUGAGUAGUGAUGGGCAAUCGGGAAAAAAUAAUUAAUCGAUGAUCGGAUUAAUCGGAUGCACCUUUUCGAUUGAUUAAUCGAAAAAUAAUCGAAUUUUAUUCAUUUCAAAUUUAUGGCAUAAAUAUAUUAAAUUUACUUUAUUUUUUACCCUAAACAUUAAGUUAAUUAGAAUAAAAUCAGAAGAUUGAUUGAUUGUAUCUUGUUUAACGUCUUUCUCUCGAUCGAUUGAGAUUUUUCACUCAUAUGGAGACGUCUAAAAUCAUUAGAAAUUUGAAGUUAAUAAUCCCAUACUUUCGAUUUUGUUUUGUCGUGAUAAGGAUAGAUCUCUCAUUUUUUGUUGUUGUUCUUAUGGGAUCCAGUAUAGAAUAGAGCCUCAAUACCCCUUGCUUGUAUGAGGCAAAAUCUGAGGCCCCGGGCCAUGUCACAACAGGUGUGGCUCGAUAAAGAUCCCUCCCUGCUCAAAGACUGUAAGCGCCGAGCAUAGACCUAAAUUUUGCAGCCCUUCACCAGCAAUGGUGAUGUCUCCAAAUGAGUGAAAGAUUCUCAAGAGGGACAUAAAAACAAUAUUCAAUUUUAUUGGACGAUUCAGCUUCGUCAGCCAUUUUGGGUUUUAGUUAAGUCGCGGCAGGAAUAUUCGUAUUAUUUAAAAAAUAUACCAACGUUGGCGAUUUUCGAUUUUCAAAAUGGCAAUCGAUUAUUCACAUUGUUUCAGUUAUAGCGACCGACAAUCGAAAGUCGGCGAUAAUCGGUACAUCACUAUAAAUGAGUAGACAAAUAUAACUGAUAUUUAUAUUUUCCACCAUGUUUUAAAAGGAAGUCUGCCAUUAUGAUGAUGUAGAGUACCUCCUUAAGUUUUUGUGGUACAUGUCAUUUUUUAAUCGAUUGUGUCUUGCAGUAGUUUUAUUUCAGAAUAUUAGAUAAAAAAAAUUGUGAAAAGUAACACGGAAGGAAGCCAGAUAUCUAUACUGAUAUUUGUUUGGACUAUUGGUCUAAGACUUAUAUACAAUGUGCUAAACUAGACAAGGUUUAACAAGGAUAUUGUUGUAAGUUAUUUUUAUAUCUAUGUCAUACUGGCUUACUAAACUGACUGUUACCCUGAACAGGAAGAUUAAUUCUGUGUACCGGUAAAUAAAGUGUUGUGUGUGCAUGAUAUAUGAAAACUUGAGCACGUAUCACUGAAGAGUACUCAUUGUGAAAUCCUCUACAUGAAGAACGCGAGGAGCGUCGCUCUGGUCAUUCUGGCCGUAGUUCUGUUACAGAGAUUCCGAUGGUUUCAGACUGACCUGCCUCCCACUUUUGGGGGUUCCGUCCAUCCGGCCUUCCAAAAAGUCUACGAUGUAUUCAGGGAAAAUAUCGAAACAAACCAGGAGAAGGCGGCCUGUUUUUCUGCUUAUUACAAAGGUAACUUAGUGGUGGAUCUGUGGGGCGGGUACGCGGACAUAGAGACAGCACAGACGUGGCAAGAAAACACCUUAUCCAUCAUGUUCUCAUCCACUAAGGGAGUCACGGCGGUGCUGGCGGCUCUCUUCGUCCAAAAGGGCUAUUUAGACUAUAAGAAGUUGGUCACCCAUUACUGGCCAGAGUUCGGAAAAAACGGGAAGGAGAACGUGACUGUUGAGAUGUUAUUGAGUCACCAGGCAGGACUGUCUAUUACAAAUGGAACUAUUGAUAUCAGACUUCUCCGGAAAGACCCAAGAAAAGUUGAAAAGUUUCUGGAAGACCAAAGACCGAUCUGGACUCCAGGUACCGCCUAUUCCUACCAUGUAAUAACGUUUGGAAUGUAUGUCGAUGUGUUGUUAAGGAAGGCGGAUCCAAAACACAGAAAUAUUGACCAGAUCUUUCGAGAAGAAAUAGCGGAGCCCUUUGAUAUUGACAUUCACUACGGAAUGCCACGGAGUGAGCUGUAUCGUAAUGCUCGUUUUGUUCCGCUGACGUUGACGGGUGUCGUAAAACACACCUUUCAAACACUUAGUCUCGAUCAACUCCAGCUCUUUUUCACGAUCAUUAACCCCAUGUCUAUGUUUAUGAGAGCUAGUUAUUCUGGAUUCAAUCAAGAACUUACAUUUUCAGCUUUCAACAAUCCUGAUUUAAACCAAAUUCCUUUAACCUCAUUCCUGGGAUUUGGGAAUUCUCGAUCGUUGGCGAAACUCUGGGGGAUUGUGGCCAAUGGGGGGACCUACAAGAAUAAGACCCUCCUCACACCAGCCAUGAUUGAUCUUCUGGAAACCCCAGUCACUAGUGGCCGAAGUGUGGACGGACUUUUCAAUAUUUCGGUUGGGCGGGGUGUUUUCUUUUUAUCCAUACCACAGAGUCGCUAUGCAAUUGGCCACCCCGGAUAUGGUGGACAGACGGCGUACGCAGACGCCAGGAAUAAAGUGGGGAUAGGAUAUCUCACAAGUUACCUCAAGUCUUUUACCUUUGGGGAUGACGUUCAGUUUCUUCAAUUUGAAAACGGCUUUGAUGAUAUGACAACUACGGAUAUAGAUAACAUGGACAUGGAGGAAUGUAAUGGUGUAGUAGAAAGUGCUGGUCUGAAAGUUCAGACUGAAGAGACAGUUCAGUCCACAUCUUCCACUCACAAAAAAACUGAAGAGACAUUUCAGUCAGCGUCCGCCACUAUCAACGAGACUGAAGAGACAUUUCAGUCAGCGUCCGCCACUAUCAACGAGACUGAAGAUGAACAUGUGACAAAUGACAAAGAGAGACAUGAAUCUCAUCCACCAUCAAUAACAUCUUUUGAAAGUCAAACUCUGCCUUUAUCAAAUACAAAAGCUGGAGAAGGAAAUGAAACUAUUGUUGGUCACUGUGAUCUCCAUAAGGAUAAUGAGAUAAAGGAAAAUCUAAAGGCGUCUCAAGACCUACUGAUAUCUUCCAACAACGAUGAAGUGAAUCAUCCUGCGUCUUCCAUGAUCAAUGAAGCACAAUCGGUAUCAUCAGAGACAACAGGAAAUAUUGAAUCAGGUCCGUCGGGCGUUUUGCCAGCCAAUCCAUCGCAACCCAUAACAGAUGAGCAAACUGUGACAGAUGUUGAGGUCAAUGGGACUAUUGACAGAGCACUUGAUUCAACAUACAGAGAGAAACAGGAUGAAUCUGCUGAAUCCAGCAGUGAUUCUGAAGAUUCUGUGGUAUUAGUUCAGGAGGAGCAGCAAAAAUGUAUUGUUAUUGAAUCAGAUGACCAAGAGGAAAAUAGAUCUAAAGGAAAGAAAGACAGUGAAGUAAGAACAAAGGGAGAGUUAUAUCCUGAUGAGUUACCUCCCAUUGAUGAGCUGGUUAUCACCGUUGACCCAAAUGUUGAACUUGUGCAUACAGGAAGUAUAACAGGGAUUGUGGGAUGUCUGGCGAUUGUGAAGGCCAAUCAGAGUAUCCCCCCUCUAAAUGAGAAUACCAUUCUAUUUCUGGAAGGAAGAGUCGUGCUUGGUCAGAUCUUUGAGGUGUUUGGUCCUGUUGGAUCCCCAUGGUAUUCUGUCAGGUUUAACAGUACCACAGAUAUUGAGAGCAAGUCCCUCUGCUGUGGACAGAAGGUGUACUGUGCUCCUAAGGUGGAGAAUCUCACCAACUACGUGUUUGUGGAACAUCUCAGGCAAAUGAAGGGAUCAGAUGCAUCUUGGGAAGACAAUAAUGAACCCCCAUCAAAGUAUGUUGACUAUUCUGAUGACGAAGAAGAGAGGAGAGCCAAAGCAAAGGCCCGUAACCGUGGUAAUGAGGAAGAUGGUCAUCAGCUUCCUGGAGCAAAGAAAGUUCGCAGAAGAAGACAAAGAGAUAGGCAUUCAUUUAGCAAGAAUGGAACAGAAGAGACAAAUCUGGCAGAUGUUGGAGACAGAACAUCCAGCAAUCCAUCCCAUACAAAUCAGAGAGAGCACAACAGCAAUCUGUCUGGUCAAGGGAGAAACUUCAGUCCGAGGGCAGGAAGACACCAGAGCCAACCCCGAAUGGAGUACCAGUCCUUCCAGCCAUUCGGAGCACCUCCAAGGUUUCCACAAAUCUCUGAGAAUCAAAACAAUCUUGCAGUGUAUCAAAAUGGUGGACCAGUCAGACAGCCUGUCUUCCAGCCCAGAUACCCGGAUCCUAAUGUUCAGAACUGGAGCAACCAAUCUCAAAAUCAAACCGUCUGGAAUCAGAAUAUGUAUCCCAGCAUGAAUACCACACAACCAAUGAAUUACCAGUACUGUGGGCAGAACCAGACUAUCAGAACAUCACAAAAUGGAGGACCAUAUUACCCACAAUUCAGUGGAGGAAUUCCCAAUAUGUCAUUGCCCCCACCCCCACAUUUUGGACAGCCACCUCCUGUGUUCAAUCGACCAAUGUUGACCGAUCAGAGAUACAUUCAGAAUUCUGCAUUCCAGCAGACUCCAAGGCCACAAUAUGAUCCCAAUGUUCCUCCGCCAAACUUUAAUGUGGAAUAGAAUAGCCAAAGGCAUUUCAUCAUUUUUAUUUUAAAAAUAACUCAUUCAAGAUAUAUAUGUCAUGUGUUUUGAUGUAUUCUAUGUGCAAAGGCUAUGUAUCAUUAAAAUACAAUACAUAUA
This is a messenger RNA of Ostrea edulis (European flat oyster), 5817 nucleotides long. RefSeq lists its product as uncharacterized. The coding region runs from base 2500 to 5697 and encodes 1065 amino acids. The record is from RefSeq and is a predicted model, not a curated record. NCBI's taxonomy places the organism in Eukaryota, Metazoa, Mollusca, Bivalvia, Ostreida, Ostreidae. Gene Ontology annotation, biological process: ribosome biogenesis; pseudouridine synthesis. The transcript has 18 exons.